Messenger RNA from Polypterus senegalus (gray bichir), 1827 nucleotides. Its product is annotated as coiled-coil domain-containing protein 68-like. Gene Ontology annotation, cellular component: intracellular anatomical structure. The transcript is spliced from 9 exons. Lineage: Eukaryota; Metazoa; Chordata; Cladistia; Polypteriformes; Polypteridae. The record is from RefSeq and is a predicted model, not a curated record. The coding region runs from base 189 to 989 and encodes 266 amino acids. Gene Ontology annotation, biological process: intracellular signal transduction.
GAACACAAAUGGAUGGAAGGUGACAUCCAAGCAGAGCUUUCUACUGUUUCUUUGAAUUUUGUAAGACUGUACUGGUUUGGAUUUCCUUUCAGCAAACUCUCCCUGAAAUGAACGUAAAGCGUGUCUGCAUGUAACUGAGGCCUUUGAAGAAAAAGAACUUCAUUUUCCCAAAACCUGCCCUCACAGUAAUGGUAUCAACUCAGGUCAAUUUCUGCACUUGGUACCAGCAGUUGUUAGAUGACAUCAAGGCGACUGAUCUUCACCUCAGCCAUGUCCACAUGGAAAACGAGGACUUGAAGCUGAAGCUUGAGGCCUCCAGAGAAGCAGGGGCUAUAAGCUUAAGAGGAGCAACCAGGUGGCUGUUUGAUGUUUACCAGACUCAGCUGGACGAAACCAGAAGAAAAUAUGGCCAGGAAAAGCAGGCUCUUCAGCAAAACGUGGAAGACUGGCAGCAGAAUCUGGCAACCUGCAUGACCAACAUUGAUGGCAGCAUAAUUGCCCUCCAGGAAAAGGAAUACAGAGUCCUGGAAAAGGAAAAGCUGAUUGAAAGAAUGAAAAAAGAAAAGAAAGUUUUGAUGGAGAGGAAGGAGAUGGUUGAAAAAAAUAUCCUUUGGAAACUUUCUCAGAGACACUGCAGCCCAAUUAUUGACAAAAGUUUAAUGUCAAGCCAACGGGAGCGAUCCACAUUACGAGACCAAAUUAUUCACUUAGACCACGUGAUUCUGGAUCAGGACAAGAUCAUGAGAGGUUACAUUUUUCAGAUUGACAGACUAAAGAAGGAGCUUCUGUUUCAAGAUGAGAGUAUAGCCAAUCUUCACGAAAGACUGCACUCACUGGAAGCGCAGAAUAAAGAACUGAAAUACCUGGUGAAUUUUUGGUCCAGCCAUUGUUCCAAGAAGAUAUCAAGAGCCACGAACACCAACCCAACACCACGGCUGCCGCACUAUCCUCUGCUGGACUUGGUAAAACUUCCAGCACCGAACAGAUAAUGAGGGCGAUGGGAGGAAUUUUGGAACAAGGACUGCGUGUGUCAAUGAAAUACUUCAUCGUCGUUCACUUUUCAGUGAGCUUUGAGGAGAUGGUGGCUGCAUCUGAGCUCAAAUGAGACCUUCAGGAACCACAGUAUUAGAGAGAUUUCAGGUCAAUUGUUGUCAUAUGUAGUGUGGUCUAAUGGCCAGGGUGUUGGACUUUAACCCAUUGCACUGCCCCUUCAUAUAAAAUGUGGCCCAGUGCAAAUGAUUUCAUUGGUCUGUAAUCUAUUUGGAAAACAAGGCUGGAAAUCACUGUACUAUAACUGUGAACUUGCAGAACACCCUGGUGUGGUGGACAUUGGUGUUCCACAGCUCAUGAUAGGCCCAGCCACACGAUAUGGCCUGCCAGCUUUGACAGCAGUGCCCACCCCCAUGUCAAGUGAUCCUUAACUUUGGCACGGCUGGAGGGUCAUGCUGCUACUGUACUUGAAAGCUCCAGGAAUUAGGGGUCAAAUCCUAGCUGUGGUGGAGUACACGUUCUCCGCAGUCCGUGAGGAUCUACACUUUCAGGGGGUCUCCUGCUAUUUAGGUUUGUUCUGAUUGAUCAGUGGGACUCUCGCUGUCUGGUCAGCUUUACUUCUGUCACUUGCAAGUUUAGUUUGUUUUUUUAUUUUGUUUGUAGUAUUCAUUUUCUUGUGUAUAUUUCUAAUCUUGUUUGCUCUAUAAUGUACUGUAUAAAAAAUAAAGCUUGGUAGUCAAGUAGAGCACAAAUUAAACUCCUGAUGAAGUGAUAAUUUUGAUUUCAUUUGGGGAUUCAUCUAACAAACUGAAAUCCAAAGACGGCUGCUGGUGAAAU